GGGGUCGCUCGGGAGGCGAUGUGAUGCGGUGUCUGGUGGUGAUAUAUAUCCGUCCCCCGUUCGUCCGUCGCCUUCCUCUCCACCUCCAGCACCAACCGAGAAUCGAGUUGGCUUAGUGGAGGGCUCACUUGGCGCUCGGCCGGAGAAGGGAUCUCUCCGACGAAUCGGAACACUCGGACCUUUUGCGCGGAAGCCGGAUCCUGGAGGCGGCGAAGAGAGCUUCGGCGCAGGACAGCAGUUCGGCUAAACGGCCGAGGGACUCUGCAACAUGGGUGACAACAAAGUGGCUGUGGCUGGUGGCGAGGACCGCCUGAGCGCGCUCCCGGACGAUGUGAUCCGGCUGUUCCUGUCGUUCCUGCCCUCGCGUCAAGCAGUUCAGACGUGCGUGCUCGCCACCCGCUGGCGCACCCUCUGGAAGUCCGUGCCGUCCCUUCGCAUUGAUAUGCGGUAUGACAGCGCUAAAUUUCUCAAUAGCCUGAUUCGCUACCGUGACCCAACACCUCUGCGUGAAUGCGAUAUCCUUUUCGUUCAUCGUGAUUAUACGAGUGAGGCUCGCCGGGAGGCUGAGCUGUGGCUCCGUUAUGCGCUAUCGUGCAAAGCGAGGCUUCUUCGAUUUGAUAUCCUCAAUCAUUUCAUUCAGCUAUCCCUAUCAGCCGGGGUUCUAGUCUCCAAAUACUUGACAAGUUUAAAUCUUUGCGGUGUUGUGUUUGAGGAUUUCUCUCUAGAUGUUUUGGGUUGUAAAUCACUUGAGGUGUUGGACAUGCACGACUGUGUGAUCAACAUUGGGGCUGAGUUUCCAAAAUCUUUACGACUUUUGAGAAUAAGAGACGCACGUUGUAUCCCUGAGGAUACACGGUCUUCUAUUCACGCACCAGGUCUGAUUAUCUUGGAACUAGCUGACCCUUUUGGUUGGACUCCAGUGCUUAAGAGACUGCCAUCAUUGGUAACUGCAUUUAUCAACAUUGGAUAUGACUGCAUGGAUUCUUGUCGAAAGAGUUCUUAUGGGGAUUGUGGACAUCAAUCAUGUAUGGCGUGCUAUGGUGUACUAGAUAAUUGUGUGCUUCUCCAAGGUUUGUCAGGUGCUACGAAUUUAGAGCUGAUAACUCCUAGCUCUAUGAUCUUCAGAAAGGAGAUCAAAUGGUGCCCUAUGUUUAGCAAGCUCAAAGCAUUGUUGCUUGGUGACUGGUGUAUGACUUCUAACUUCAGUGGACUAGUUUACUUUCUCCAACAUUCACCAGUACUAGAGAUGCUUACUCUUCAACUUAGUGGAUUCAACAAGAAGUCUAUCAUUAAAACGAGUGUCUACAAGCCCAAGGAACAAUUUGUGGUGACAAAGCAUCUCAAGGCAGUGAAAAUCACAUAUUUCAAGGAAAAGGGCAUGGAUGAAAGGGCUCCCAUGUCCCCUGUAUCUUUCGCCAUAAGGUACCUGCGUUUUGUCAACUGA
Messenger RNA from Lolium perenne, 1444 nucleotides. Lineage: Eukaryota; Viridiplantae; Streptophyta; Magnoliopsida; Poales; Poaceae. The record is from RefSeq and is a predicted model, not a curated record.